Messenger RNA from Thelazia callipaeda (thelaziosis nematode), 1080 nucleotides. Lineage: Eukaryota; Metazoa; Nematoda; Chromadorea; Rhabditida; Thelaziidae. The record is from the annotation of a GenBank genome assembly.
AUGGGCACACUGAAAGCAAAUGAAGAACUAACUCAUGCAGAAAUUUUAUCUAUAAAAGGUGUUGAUGGUCCAGAAUCUCUUGCAUUCCAUCGUCCGACUAAUAGUGUAUUUACUGGCUCUAGAACGGGUUAUAUUAUCAAAAUUCAUAUUGACGAGUUAAAUACGACAAAAGUCGCGCAAGGCUUUAAAUUAUUAAAAACAAAAAACAUUGUAAGCUGCGAUGGAUCUUAUCACACAUUUUCUGUUUGCGGUCGACCUCUUGGAAUUCGAUUCCAUCCUCAAGAUGCCAAUUUGAUGAUUGUUGCUGAUGCUUAUCAUGGGAUAUUUGGUGUCCAAUUAGAAACUGCACAGAUUAAAAGGAUUUUGAAGCCUGGUACAAAGGUUAUUAACGAUGUAUCGGGUAACAGGCCUGUUUUGCAUUUUAAUGAUUUUGAUAUUAGUCGAAGCGGACGGUAUAUUGUUUUUACUGAACCAUCAAAUCGUUUCCCUGAUCGUGACUUUUUAUAUGCAAUGAUGGAGCAUAAUCCAGAUGGACGUUUACUGUGGUUUGAUACACAAGACAAAAUACUUCGGGUAAUAGUUGAUAAAUUAUAUUAUCCAAAUGGAGUAGAACUUGAUGAUACAGGACGAUGCGUGUAUUUUUCUGAAAUGGGUAAUCUCCGAAUACUUAAACAUUGCUUCUAUUAUGAACGUUAUAAAUUUACGGUUGUUGCAAGCAAUUUGCCGGGUUAUCCUGACAAUAUUCGGAAAUCAAAAAGUGGUAUGCUUUGGGUACCUCUCGGACGUACACGUUUAAAAGAUGAUUCUUGGAUUACUGAAAGACCUGCGCUAAGAAACUUUAUUGCAUCGCUAUACUUACCCUUUACAGUGGAUUAUUUACUUGAUUUUAUACUACCCAAAUAUGGUUUAUUGUUGUUAAUUGAUCCAAAAAAUGGUACAAUUGUACGAAGUUUUCAUGAUCCGAACGGAUCAACUAUUUAUUCAAUUUCUCAUGCGUUAGAAUUGGAUGAUGGAUCUGUUGUCCUUGGAAGUGAUGUUAAUUCAUAUUUGGUCAGAUUUAGACCAUCGAAAUUACCAUAA